AUGUUUGAUGAUUUAUCGUUACAAAAGGACGACCGCGAGUCGUUGAAUGCGUCUGCGCCAGUUCUGGAGGCAGAAGGCGUCCAGAGAUAUCUCCAGAUGGCCAAUUUCAAGCUGCAUCGGUGUUUCGACCGCCAUAACGAGUCGUUCAAAGAUUUAUGGAAGCUCGAUGAAAUCCCGGACAAAAACAAUUUCUUCUACCACCACUUCCCGAAAGUGGCCACCAACCACGACAACGAGCACCAUGUGUCUAACUUUGGCAUUUUUUUGAGCCACUUCUAUUUAGGAAGGUGGCUUCCUGACACCAUACAAAAAUUGUUAUUUCCUAUCGAGCCUGUGGAGCAGAAGCUGAGCGCCAAGAAUAUGCCCACUAUUGCCGAGUGCCGUCUUUGUGAGCGCCUGCAAGGACUAUCUGUGUGGACGAGGACGGGCGAAUGGUUCUGUGUGGACCGCAAGACCCAGCUCCACUCGUCUGACGAGCUGGGCGAGCGGUUUUUCACCACGUACGGCGAGUAUUGUCGGUGGCGCAAAACGUACAGCCAGCGGCUGCGGGAGCUGGAGCAGCAGGCGUACGAAGCUUGUGCGCUUGGAAAAGCUGUGUUUUAG
This is a messenger RNA of Ogataea polymorpha, 603 nucleotides long. RefSeq lists its product as uncharacterized. Lineage: Eukaryota; Fungi; Ascomycota; Pichiomycetes; Pichiales; Pichiaceae. The transcript has 2 exons. The record is from RefSeq and is a predicted model, not a curated record. Bases 1 to 603 code for a protein of 200 amino acids.